CCCCCGCAGACACCCCAGUAGUACUCGUGGCGCUCCGUUUCCCGUGGGGUGAAACUACGUCGGUAACGUGGAGUGCCUGGCGUUCACUCAAACCCCCCAGAACUGAGCCUCUACUUUAGUCUAUCCUCUUUGGACAGUAUAUUGACCCCACCGUUCACCAUAACCUGUCAAUAAAACAAAUUUUGAAGGUUAGGUUUCCCGGUACCCUUAGUAGUCCAACAAUCACAUAGCAAUAAGAAAAUGUGUAAUCGAGAUCCAGUGGAUUGUCACUACUUGCUGAACAAUUUAAAAAAAUUACGUGUAAAAAAACACUCUGGCGAGUUAGAUGACGAAGAGAGUCUCUCUCUCCAAGAAACCAAAUGGAGAAACCACCUGGACUAUCAUUUCAUUUCCUCCUGCCUUCAAAGUGUCAAUGAAGACAUGCGAUUGGAGGUCCUGGGACUGCUUGUCGAGUCGAAAAAGAGCACUCUAGUCUUCAACGAAAGAGAAUUAAAUUUCAUCCUAGAAUUUCUGACGUUUAAUCUUGGUGAGAGAUUGGAGUUUGUCCCACUGAUUAAAAAAUGCUUCAAACGUAUGAAAGAGAGUCUGGCAGUGUUGAAACGACAAACAACCCAAGUGGAGAAAAUAGAAUCAUGCAGGCAUGAGGUACGUGACAAUCUCCAAUUAUAUGAACAAUUAAAGAAGGAGUACCAAGAGGCAGCUACAAGUUCAUUAACCUCAAUCACCAGCUAUCGCACAUUCUUCAGUAAAAUCCGGGAAAUAUGUCUGAAUGGUAUCUGCCCAGGUUCCACUCACACACGAAAGAAAAAUAGCCUGCGAAUACUCCAGUUACAGGAAGAUUUCCUGUCUCCUGAUUUCCAAGAAUCUACUUGGAGCUCUGAUCAAGCCGAAAAGCUCCUGCGAUGUAUGUUGUUAGACACAUACGAAGUUAAUAAAGAGGUUGCUUUCAGGAUAAUAACGAACAUAAGUCCCUAUCUACUGAAAUUAGACAAUGAGGAGAUAGUCGAUGAAAUAAUAAACGUAGCACUGAGAUUGGGGAACAGUAUACGACCCAUUGACAGCAUAACAGCUGGCUACAUGCUCAAAGUCUGUCUUUUAUCACCGGUUAUUAAGAAUGUCUUGUCAAAACACUUGAAAAUUGAUGCAGAUAUUUGCGAUGUCGAUGAUAUCACGUUGUGGCUAAUUAUUGUUAUAAUGAAGCAGUUGAGAGAGCCAGCGAGACUGGCUAGUGAAAAUAUAAUCAUGGCAGCUGCCAAACAUUCUCUAUACGGCUAUUUAUUUUGCAUUAAAUUAUUGCUAUCCAGCUGUGAUCUCCGGAGUAAACACGAUCACUCAUUGUGGCAAAGAACUGUUGGUGAUUUAAUCGAUCUAUGCUUGAGUCUGAAUAAGUCUGUAUCGCAAAUUGUUAAUAACUCUUCACCUGAAGGCCAUUUUCCAAUGGAUCUAGAUGAUAAACACGUGAAUGGAGAUCUUGAUGAUAUGGAGGUCGCUGUGACACCUCAGAUGGUAUUGUUAUGCUCUUGGAGGACUGUUAAAGAAGUCAGUCUGUUAUUCGGAUAUCUCAGUGAGAAAUCUCCAAUUGAAGAAGGGGGGAGAAUGGGGCUGCUCUCGAUGGAGCAGAUCGUGGAGAUUGGAGACCACUUGGUGACGCUUCUAUGUGAGACCAAGCAUCGAGGGGCUUUUGAACAGGCACACGUGGGUUUCGAACAAUUGUGCAAGAGACUGUGGAGGGCUGAGGAGGAGAAGCUCAAACAGUUGCCAAAAUUAUGGCUCUAUCAGGUCUUGUUGGAUAUUACUGGGCUGUCCUCCGGGAAUUCCAAGCUUUGUGCUACCAGGAGGAGUGCUGGAGUGCCAUUCAUGGUUCAGGCAUUAAUCGCGUCAGCCCCAUCAGUUUCCAAAAAAUGUGACGCCCUGGUAUUUCACUCCGUAAUGAGAAUCCUACUGGGACUAACUCAAUUCACAGAGGAACAUCAAUUAUCAGGCGCAAAGGAUCUUCUAGAGAAAGAGGACUUCUUCAACGGCAUACGGAAUCCCACCACCUCCCUCAACUCGACUCACUCCAUCACAAUGACAGAAGUUAAAACUCACGCCCUGAACAUCCUCCGAGCCUUAUUCAAGCACGCACAACUUGGCGAAUUGACUCGGGCCUACGCAGCCGACGGUUUGAUCGCCGCAAUCAAGAGUUACGACGAGAAAACUUGGGCAGAGCGUAAUGCCGCAACUCUACUCUUCAGUUCCCUAAUAACCCGAAUCUUCGGAGUCCAGAGGACAAAAGACCACGUAAACCUGACAGUACACAACAAAAUGACUGGAAGAAUAUUCUUCGAAAAAUAUCCAAAACUCCUCUCCUUUAUGCUUCACGAGUUGAGAGUGUUUAUCGAGGCCAAUGAUGGCCUGAUUAAACCUAGUGUUCAAUCGAUUCUCCUUCUAUUGUCACGACUCUACCUCAGUUACAAUUCCGAUAGUGGCGAUGUCAAUUGGAGAAUCGAUGAAUUCAUGUCUCUAGUCUCGGGCUGUGCCAAAAGUCGAGUUUACAAUACUCGUGAACUAGCUGCUAGGGCUUUAGUUCCUCUAUUGACUGGGAAAACAGUAGGAGCAUUCGUCAAUAGUUUAUUCGAGGUGGUGAUCAAUGGACUUGGGGUGAAUGUAAAUCUGAAUCUUCUACAUGGCUACAUGCUGCAAAUUCUAGAGAUCACGAAGAGCUCUUUGUUGACAGCCCCUGAGGCGCCAAAACUGGAGGCCCAGGAAUUCAUCAAAGGGUCUGAGUGGAUUCUUCAACAGCUUGAAAUCAGUAAUGACAGACCUGCUGCCUUUCCUCUGGCAACAGAACUCGUUAAUGUUUUUUGUGAGCUACUGAAAAUCAAUGGAGCAAGAGAGACUUCAGGUUUUGAUGGGAUUCAUCGACGAUUGUUGGCACACAUUAAUGGAGAGAAUUCUCUCAAAGAUCGCCCAGGGCGAGAGGUUUAUGAAACUGCUGCUGUGAAUUUUCUCAUCAGUCUGUUAGGGUCCAAAUGGGAGAGGUGUCAAACACUGGGAGAUGAUGAAUACUUGAGGUGUUGGGGUUCAAUGUUGUCGCAUGCUAAUUAUCAGGUUCAAAUUAUCGCAUGGGAAAGGGUCAUUGAGGCCAUUCCGAUUAACUCCGGAAAAGAAUUUUGCUUGACAACUGUGAGACUUGCUCUGGAGAGCGUGAACAGUGUGAGGAACAAUCCGGAUUUACAAAGUGUUAUUUUCGAAUUUUUAUAUGAAGUAUUUAUCAGAAGUGAAGGGGAACUUGAGAGUUUUUAUAUUGAUGACGACAAUCUUUUAGACAUUAGUGAGACAGUUUUAAGGAUUUUCCAAGGAAAGAGGCUCCUGGACAAUGCGAGUUUUUUUAGACUUUUGGGAAAAAGUUUCGGAAGAUUGAUUAGGAGCUCUAGGAGUGAGUCUCAGUUAAUUCUGGACAGUGAGAGUGCAGUUUACUAUGAAUUUCGUGAGCACUCGUGGAUGGGCUCAGUUGGAAACGACUGCAGGAUAGCUAUCGCCACGGUUAUUCAUGAUAUUUAUACUGAUAGCAGUGAAAACGAGAGAAAAUGUAUCAAUUAUGAGAGUACUUUGAACUGGUGGACGACUCUGCUUAAUUUAUUAGUGGACGAUAACAAUCAAGUAAGAAAGUUAGCGUCAAUAGCGCUAUCAAAGGUACCUCUGGAGUCGGAGGUGAAGUGCGACUCACACUCUUUGAAAUUAUUCUUCGAUAAAUUUUCAAAAAUUUGGACUGACGAAGGAGAACUGCUCUUUGCCGCAUAUUUUGUUUGGAGUUUAGCCCUUGCAGAGGGGGAUUAUGAGAUGGAUGAUAGUGAUGUAUUCAACAAAUGUUACAAUUACGAGGCUUUCGAACCCCUGCGCAUAUCCAGCCUCUGUGAAGAAUAUCUGAAUACCCUAUCGGAUCAUUACAAUAUUCAUGCUCCAUUUCCGGCCGGAGUACGAACCUGGCUCAUCCAUAGAUUGAAUAUAGAGCCAUCAGACUGCCAAGACGCCCAAGCCCUCAUUACGUCCUAUCGAAAUCGACUACCUCCUCUCAGCAACAAAUUAGACGACAUAUUGGAUCCCACGUGCAAUGAUAAAUUGCUCCAAUCAUUGGCAUUUGAAAAGUUUCUCCUUCUGAAGGAUCCACACUGCCAUGGGGCCAUACACAAUGGCAAUUGAAUCAAUUCAUCGAAACUCCACACAAAACAAUUUUUCAUUCACACUUUUUUUUAAAAAGAACACGACGAAUCGAAGAAACUGUUGUCAAGUAAAAAACAAAUAAUCAACAAAAAUUUUUCUCAACUAUGAAUAAAUGGACGAAGACUACCAUAAUGCCUAUGUCUCAAUUGUACUGGGAAUUGUGCUUUUAUGGAUUUUUUUAUGACCCACCCA
Messenger RNA from Diachasmimorpha longicaudata, 4395 nucleotides. It is a transcript of the gene THADA, whose product is annotated as tRNA (32-2'-O)-methyltransferase regulator THADA. Bases 241 to 4182 code for a protein of 1313 amino acids. The transcript has 4 exons. Gene Ontology annotation, cellular component: cytosol. Gene Ontology annotation, biological process: tRNA methylation. The record is from RefSeq and is a predicted model, not a curated record. NCBI's taxonomy places the organism in Eukaryota, Metazoa, Arthropoda, Insecta, Hymenoptera, Braconidae.